Galdieria sulphuraria is the source of this 1105-nucleotide messenger RNA. RefSeq lists its product as uncharacterized. The transcript has a single exon. The record is from RefSeq and is a predicted model, not a curated record. Lineage: Eukaryota; Rhodophyta; Bangiophyceae; Galdieriales; Galdieriaceae. Bases 6 to 1079 code for a protein of 357 amino acids.
AGUUUAUGAUGGCUGCUUGGAUAGUUUCAUGGAUUAUGGUAGUGAAAUCCUCUUGUCUUCACUACUCGGUCAGUAGACUAUCAACUACUUUUUGGGGACCCCCAAACAAACGGUGUUAUCAGCAAAAGAGUUACUGGUUACGACAAGAUUUGCCUAUAACAACUUGUGUCUUUUCUGCCGAUGAACCACAAGAUUUAGACGACCAGUUAGAUCCCAAGAACGAGGACAAAGAUAUUCCCGUUGAAGAUAAGUAUGAUACUUGGUCAAGCAGAAAAAGAAACGCUUUUCAGCGCAAUACACCUUGGCAAGUAUUGGUUGAAGAACUCAAUUCGUUCUAUACCCCUGACUACUUGAAACGAUUAUACUAUCGUAACGAGCCCGUUGAAGAGUUCGGUGCUAUUAUGACUUUAGAGGGUUUUAUGAGCAACGCUUUUGAAGUAGAGUUGGAAGCUUGGAACCAAGUGAGUCAAGAAUUCCAGUUGGAGCCUGUAACUGCAGAAGAUUUAUCUUUCACGGAGACUAUGCCAAGAGAAAAGAUCAUCGAACGACGCCUAUUCUGGAGUAAAGAUUGGGGAGAUAUCAACAAAUAUUCGUUUCGUCAAGCAGAAAUAUUUUUCGAGAUUAUAAAAACCAAGCAGCAGUUGUGUUUACGUCCAGGAGUCAAGUCGUGGUUGGAACAAUUGAGCAAAUAUCACAUACCGAUUGCCAUAACAACUGGCUUGGAUCAAACUAUUGCUGAUGAAAUGAUACAACAAUGGGAAUUGACAUCAGUUAUUGAGACUUGUGUCAAUCGAGAAGAAUGUGAAAACCUACAACAGGAAUUGUUACUUGCCACUUCCCGAAUACAACGUGCCCCACGUUUUUGUGUCGUUUUUGACAACACACCGAGAGUAAUGGUAGCAGCUCAUGAUGUCACAAGUAAAGCAGUUGCGUUGUUAGGAAGAUACAAAGCUUAUGACCUGAAAGUUGCGGACAUGAUUAUACGUGACAUCGAUGAGUUGAAAGUAUCCGAUAUGAAUGCGUUAUUUGGUGAUGUAGCAAAAGACCCCGAAACUCUAGUGGGUGGUCCAUUUGGUUGAUAUUAGUAUAAGAUAUGAAUUGUGUA